AUGGGUGUUGCCUGGUUGGUGAUCAACAGAAGGCUAAGGGAGAGAGGUAAAAUUUCGAAUAUUAUUUCGGUUAUGAUUAUUUCGGGUAAGGUUACGGUUACGGCAAUGUAUACAAUGACUGAAUGGAUAAGAAGACGUGAGAUCCAAGAGGGAAGCAAGAUCUUCAUCAAUUCCUUUCACCAAACGAGCAGUAAUACCAAUUCAAGGUUGAAAAUGGAGGUUCAAAUCAUAUCUCAGAAACUCAUAAAACCGUCAACUCCAACUCCCAGUCACCUCAGGAACAUGGAACUGUCAUUCAUCGACCGCAUAGCUCCUCAAGCAUAUUCUCAUGUGAUUUUCUACUACCCUGUGCAACGCAGUUUGACCAUACAUGAUGGAAAUGAAAGAUGCAAUAAACUGGAAAAAUCGCUGUCAGAGAUACUAACCCACCAUUACCCGCUGGCCGGAAGAUAUCUCGCAGAAAAUCACAUGGUCGAGUGCAAUGACGAGGGUGCAGAAUAUGUAGAAUUAAAAGUCAGGGGCGAACUCUCUCAACUUCUAAUGGAAGAACCCAGUGAUGCAGAGUUGUCAACUUGUUUCAUCCCAUAUGGAGAUGAAAUUUCUACUGAUAUUCUCAUACCACUAAAAGUUCGAGUUCACAAGUUUGAUUGUGGUGGGUUAGUGAUUGCCAUUUGCAUAUCACACAGCAUAGCUGAUGGAGGAGGAAUUUUAUCCUUCAUGAAUGGAUGGGCUACAGCAUGCAGAGAAGGAUUAAGACAAGUGAAUUUCCCAAAUUUCAAUCUCGGAUCCCUUUUCCCAGCAAGAGCUACAGAGUUCAGCACUCCAGUGCCGGAAUUCAAUAGACUAAAGCUGAUCACGAAAAGAUUUGUUUUCAGUGGGGAUUCAAUAUCCAAACUCAAAGCCAAAGCAAUGCCAAAAUCAGGUGAUGUCAAACGACAGCCCUCCAAGGUAAAGGUGGUUAAAUCGCUUAUUUGGAAGGUUCUCAUAGGAAUGUCUCAAAUGCAACACGGAAAGAACAGGAAUUCUUUAAUGAUAUUCCCGGUUAAUCUUCGGGGAAAGACAGUACUCAUACCAGAGAACUCCUGUGGAAAUGCAUACAAGUUAGCCGUUGCCCGAUUUACGCCAGAAGAAAAUGAGCCAGACUUGGAUGUUUUAGUAAGCUUGCUCGAUGAUUUGCUGCUUAAGGAUGCUGCACAGAAUGCAGCAUUGGAGAAUGGUGAUGAAUUGUUUUCAACGGUGACUAAUCACAUGAAAGAAGUAAAUGAAGAAGUAAGCAAAGGGGAAGCAGAUAUCUUUCUGUUCUCUAGCUGGUGUAGAUUUCCUUUCUAUGAAGUUGACUUUGGUUGGGGAAAACCCAGUUGGGUUACUGGGGUAAAUCGGCCUAUGGAGCUUAACAUUCUUAUGGACGACAAAUAUGGUGAGGGAAUUGAAGCAUGGGUGACCCUGGAAGAGAAUCACAUGGUCCAGUUCCAACAAGAUCAGGACAUUGUAGCCUUCUCUACUAACCCCUCGAAUCAGCACCAGUCAUUUGGUCAGGACUCUUUCUAA
Messenger RNA from Tripterygium wilfordii, 1548 nucleotides. Its product is annotated as acetyl-CoA-benzylalcohol acetyltransferase-like. NCBI's taxonomy places the organism in Eukaryota, Viridiplantae, Streptophyta, Magnoliopsida, Celastrales, Celastraceae. The record is from RefSeq and is a predicted model, not a curated record. The transcript is spliced from 4 exons. The coding region runs from base 1 to 1548 and encodes 515 amino acids.